AUGUCGGCCCGACAUGUUUACCCCUCUCACCAUCGGUCGAUUGAACUUGACGGAGAUCAGUUAGGCCCGGAAGAGAGACGAAUCGGCAUAAAGCACCCUCGGUAUUUCACAUGA
Penicillium digitatum Pd1 is the source of this 114-nucleotide messenger RNA. NCBI's taxonomy places the organism in Eukaryota, Fungi, Ascomycota, Eurotiomycetes, Eurotiales, Aspergillaceae. The record is from RefSeq and is a predicted model, not a curated record.